AAGUUGAGGAGACCCGCAGUUCCGGAAAAUUCCCUACUGCGUGCGAAAUCCCCUAUCGCUCGCCUUCCGGCUGCUCCGGCAGGGCGGCAUCAACUGGGCUGUGCAAGUGAUUGUGGGGUGAUAAGAGAGCAAGGCUCUUUGGAGCUCCUGGCAAAAGGAUGUGUGGCAAAUAGUGGAAAAUUCAUUAGACGGUGUCGAAAUACAUUGAUCAAAUGGCUCUCAAUUGAGCCUCCCCCGGAAAACGCCUGCAAUUUAGCACUGGAAAGGCGAAGUACGAGGCUAGAAUGCUAGAGAUCUGCCUCAAUGGAAUGCCGAGGGUAAAAAUGACUUUUUGAAUUGGAUUCAAUGAAAGACAUAAAACGUGGCGAAUAGAGGAAAAACAACCCCUGGCAGCUUCUCGGGCACGUGUGAAGAUUUCUCUGCGCCCUCUUUUGUGCCCCCCAAAGAAGUUGCCCUCGCCAUAGUGAAAGGCCCAUGAGAGACACGUGUUUAUUGUGUUUUCGUAUAUAAAUAUUAUCGACAGUGAGGAAAAAUCGCUGACGAGAGCUCUAUUGACGAACUUGAAACCCACACUGAAUUGAUUGCGAAACGGUGUGAAAAACUGAGGCUGUCGCUUCGACUUCCAGCAUGUUUUGUGUGCCAGUGAAUUGUCCCCAAGACAUUUAAUCCAACAAUCAAUUCCCUAAACAUCGUCAUUUUUGUGUCGUUUCUCGUGCUAAGGAAUCACACUCUGGCUGAUAAUCCUCUACCGCAUACGAAAAUUCGAUACUGAGAGUGUAAAACGAGAGCGUCAAAAGGGAAACAGAUCAAAAGGAUUUGCGCUCCACGCGUUUCCACAUCAACAAUUCCCGAGGAAAAAGACUUCGUGGCAAACAACCACAACGCGAGAAGGUGGAAAGUGCGGGGAAAAAGGACGUGGAAAUCAUUUUGGAGGCAAAAAGACAACAAUUCACCCUUCUCUCUCACCUCAGAGUGUGUGUGUGGAUGUGAAAUUGUGGGCCAUGUGUUGAUUUAUGCCCUCGCUCUGCAUGACACUGAGUGUCAAAGUGAAGAAUUUCCCAUCACAUGUGAUCCCAUUGGACGGUCUAUUUGGUAAACAUAGGCAAUUAUUGCGUAAAGUCUCACGUCCAAAUUUCCUCAAGACGUCUUCUUUGGCUGCUAGGAAAAAAUAGCGUCGCGCUAUAAAUACCGUCACAUCAUUAGCCGCUGUGCAGACAAUUUAACGCGUACUCCCCAGACGUAACAGGAGGAAGUGAGUCGCCUGAAAACGAUACAAAGCAGUCAGCAGCAUCUUAAAGCGAUCGUGCAGCGUCUCACAGUGUCACUCUCAGCGCAAAGACACGUCUUCAGUGCCAUGUGGCAAAUGUUAACAGUCAUGUGAGAGUCUCCCCGAGAGAGCUCCGCUAAUUAUCCUCCAAAUCAUUUAACAUAAUUGAUGAUGUGAUCACGAGAGACCUCCUUGAGAGGUGCGCGCACAAAGAUAGUCUUUCCCCUGGUGCUUCAGCGGCAUUUUCUCACCCCCCAAAAACAUUGCCAUUCUGUGGAUAAGAAGAAAGUGGUGACGAAAUUUCGAAACAUUUGGCGAGACUAUGCAAAAAAGGAACAGUGAGGAAAGGAUAAAGAGAGAUAGCAAUCAAAAUGUGUUGUGUGUAUGUGAAUAAAAUUCCAAUAAACAUAAAUUGGUGCUGAGAAGAAAGAGAAUGCUGCGUUACAUCAUUGGGUAUUUGUAAUCAAAAAUAUAGAUACACGCACGCCAUAAUAGCAAUUGUGCUUGGCGAAGAAAAUUGUGAAAGACCAACCCCACAUUUGACAUCAUCAUGAUCCCCAGAGAAUUGAAAAGCAUCCAGUGGAUGGCAUUUUUGCUGAUGUCGUGCUUUAUAGGAGCCGCCGUUGGGAGCUUCCAGGGCCAGAAUCAUGGUCACAAUACAUUAACUGAGCGGACAACGCCGAUGCCAUCGCUGGGCUACAUUUCCCCGGCGUACUUUGACAUUUCCAUGCCACGAAAUGUGACCGCUCUUGUGGGCAAAUCGGCCUAUUUAUCCUGCCGCGUCCGGAAUCUCGGCAAUAAAACCGUCGCCUGGGUGCGUCACAGGGACAUUCACGUCCUUACAAUUGGCACUUACACCUACACGUCCGACCAGCGGUUUCAGACCACUCACCACAAGGACACUGAUGAGUGGACGCUGCACAUCAAAUGGGCCCAACCGCGCGAUGCCGGCACUUAUGAGUGUCAAAUCUCAUCGGUGCCAAUCCGCAGCUACACCGUGACGCUCCGUGUUGUGGAUCCAUCGAAGCAGUACGAUGACUUCUAUGGCGGCGCCUCUCAGAGGUUCUACAAUGAUCGUCCGGAGCCACCAUAUCCCUAUCAGCAGCCCCGCCACCCCCCCAAUUGGUACCCGCCCUCAGGUUCCGACAAUUGGAACAACUACUACCGCCGCCAGACAAAUGGGCCUCCACACUUCAAUGUGCCAACAGCCACAAUUUUAGGCGGUCCCGAUCUCUACGUAGACAAAGGCAGCACCAUCAACCUUACCUGUGCCAUUCGCUUCAGUCCAGAGCCGCCAGCAUACAUUUUCUGGUACCAUCAAGAUGAGGUAAUUAGUUACGAUUCAACACGAGGCGGUGUCUCCGUAAUCACCGAAAAGGGUGAAGUAACAACUUCCUACCUGCUGCUCCAGGAUGCUGAGCUCACUGACUCCGGCAAGUACUCGUGCAGCCCAUCAAAUGCGGAUGUGGCGAGCGUUCGAGUGCACGUUCUCAAUGGAGAGCGUCCGGAAGCAAUGCAGACGGGUUCAGCUGGAUUAUCGAGCAGCUGUGUCUGUAUCUCAAUACUAAUAAUUAUAUCAAACAUUUACAAUUAUCUAAGGGUAUGGCUUGGCCUCCAAUCACUCCAUUCGGAUAGUCAUUUACGGUGAUAAAAUUAUAUACACAUAACUUAAAGUACAUCCAUUCUCCUCACCGUUUCUCACACUCUCUUCCCCACCGGUUAAGCCACCUCGUUCAUCUCCAUCAAACUUUGCCCGAAAUCUCUGCAGGAGAUCCUCACUCAGUUUCCCAGAAAGGGCGGAGAAAGGUCAUGGGGAGGGUGUGGGAGAAUGGCCGAGGAAAUUUAAUUAUUAACUCCAUAGUUCUACCGUAUAAGAUACGAUUCAGUGUAAAUAAAGUGUAAUAAGAGAUUAUUUUCAAGUGUAGAGAAACUGAAUGAGCGCUCCUAAUGAAAUUUGAAAUUCAAAUAAUACAAUAUUACUAAAAUUGGUAAGUUGGAGAAUUCGUGAAAGUGCGAAUAAUCAAAAGAGAAUAUAUUCUAUUUUCAUUUGAUGAAAUAGUGAAUGGAGAAGAAAAUGAAUUUAUUGACUAAUGAAGAAAGUAAACUAUUUAAUAUAGAGAAAUAUUUAAUGGGAGAAAUCCAUAUAAUAGGGGUGUGAAGUUAGAGGAGAAUUUCUAGAGGAAAACAAUAUUAUCAAUUAGAAAACUUAUGUACAACGUCAUUUAAUGAUUGUAUAGAGAAGAAUUGCAAGACGGUUAAUUGCUCUCUCUCUUCGUUGAAUUCUCGAAAAAACGAGCGGACAACAGAAGGUUUGGUCAGACAUGAUUUGAGGAAUGAAGUUACUAAAUGCGAUUGUGUGAUGAGAAGAGUGAAAUGUGUGUAGAGAGGAAAUUUAAGUGAUUUGUUAUUGCAUUUCAUGAAUACCCCAGAAUAAUGUGCGUUGUCGCGCAACCCAUCAAAAUCACUCAGAGUUAUACUGUUCCCCUGAAAAUCACAUUAUUUUGCUGUAUAUGUAACGCAGAAAGAGAGUAUCAUAAAGAUGUUAUAAACAUUAAAAAGAAAUAUAUUUAACUACAGGUAUCACAGGAAAAUGUUGAUAAAUAUAAAGAACAAACGAAGACCGUAAAACAAGAUUAUAAAACUGUGUGGAAUUUGUCAUAAAUCAUUAAAAGAUGACUUUAAAGCCCUGAAAUAAGUGUAAUUUAAUCGUUGUACAUAAAUAAUUGAAGAAGAGAAAGCAUUUUUAUUAUUGUAUAUAUGAGGAAAUUGGUGAAAAAAAAAUCAAGAAAGAGCUAUACAGAGUGUGUGAGUUGGGUUGGAGGGUGAGAAGCCACGAGUUUAUGUGGCACAUAAACAAGGAGCAUAAAUAAUGAUAAUAAUUAUGGAGAGAGUGGAAAAAAAUUGUAUAAUUCUAAAUGUAUAAGAAUUUUUUUUGUUCCAACACACAGAGUGAGAAGAACAAGAAAAAGAGGGAGAAACGGCGUGAGAAACC
Messenger RNA from Phlebotomus argentipes, 4259 nucleotides. Its product is annotated as zwei Ig domain protein zig-8-like. Bases 1818 to 2915 code for a protein of 365 amino acids. The record is from RefSeq and is a predicted model, not a curated record. Gene Ontology annotation, cellular component: neuron projection membrane. The transcript has 8 exons. Lineage: Eukaryota; Metazoa; Arthropoda; Insecta; Diptera; Psychodidae. Gene Ontology annotation, biological process: synapse organization.